This is a messenger RNA of Pongo pygmaeus (Bornean orangutan), 1371 nucleotides long. It is a transcript of the gene GYPC, whose product is annotated as glycophorin C (Gerbich blood group). The coding region runs from base 399 to 848 and encodes 149 amino acids. Gene Ontology annotation, cellular component: membrane; cortical cytoskeleton. NCBI's taxonomy places the organism in Eukaryota, Metazoa, Chordata, Mammalia, Primates, Hominidae. The record is from RefSeq and is a predicted model, not a curated record. The transcript has 4 exons.
ACAUUGGGGAGUUUUCCCUGCACUCCAAGGGGAAUUCUCAACCACAACCUCUGUAUCCGGUAGUGGCAGAUGGAAAGAGAAACGGUUAGAAAAGCGCGGUACUUGCGCAGGAAAGUUGGAGCAAAGAAGAGUUCAGAAGUGGGCGGGUGUGUGUUUAAAAAAAAAAAAAGGGGGGUGGAAACCCCACCAGCCAAGUCUGCAGAAAAAAAAUAAACGAAGUCUGCCUAUCUCCGGGCCAGAGCCCCUCCCCUCGGCCCGCGCGGGAGGAGUGUGACCCAGGUGCCGCUUCCUCUCGCCGCCGAGGGUCAGGAGCCCGGGAGCGCGACCCUCCCCCGGCCAGGCCCGGCCCGGCCCGUGCCCGCGGUCUCUGCCCGGGCUGACGCCCAGGACCGUGGUCGAUGAGAAGCCCCAACAGCACGGCGUGGCCCCUCAGCCUCGAGCCUGAUCCAGGGAUUACCUCCUCCUCCACCACAAUGGACAUUGCCAUCACUGCAGGUGAGCUCUUAUCACACAGCCCUUCAAGCAGCCAGGGUUGGGGGCCUUGGCAUGGAGAGUCUUCCUCUCUGACCUCAGAUUCUUGUCCUCUGUUCACAGGGCCUGAUCCAGGGAUUACCUCCUCCUCCACCACAAUGGACAUUGCCAUCAUUGCAGGCGUGAUCGCUGCUGUGGCCAUCGUCCUAGUCUGCCUCCUCUUCGUCAUGCUGUACUACAUGUACCGGCACAGGGGCACGUACCACACCAAUGAGGCCAAGGGCACGGAGUUUGCUGAGAGUGCAGAUGCAGCCCUGCAGGGCGACCCUGCCCUCCAAGAUGCUGGUGAUAGCAGCAGAAAGGAGUACUUUAUCUGAGGGACAACAGACUUCACUUUCCUGAAUGCCUCCUCCAGCUCCAUCAGGAAAAAUACACCCCAUCGCCCAGCACCCCUGCUGAUACCACCAGACAGAGAGAGAGCACUUUCUUCUUCCCAAGAUAGGCACCUGGAAACACUAGGUGCCUGCCCAGGGAGGAAUGGAGGAGGACUCGCGCUACAAGAGCCCUCUCCCAGGGACCCAGGGAGGUGAUGGCCACCCAAGAGGCCACCCUUUGCUCCACGGAGGUGGGAGAAAGUCUGGGCACAUGGGGCCCCCUGGGCAGUGCAGAGCAACAUCAGCUCACUGGCAGGAAAGUCCCUGUUGAGGGUGAGGGGGUGCCGGGGUACCCGGGGGCUGGGGAAGCAAGGAAAUAAGUCAUCUGUAUGCUGACUGGGGAUAAUGGCAUCAAAUGUCAGUCCUUGACAUUUGGGAGAACAGCAGGUGCCAGAGCUAAAAGGUACCUUUGUCUCCCAUUGAUCCAGCUCAGAACGAUUGGAAAUAAAUUUGAAAUGUAACCGAG